Messenger RNA from Naegleria gruberi, 1743 nucleotides. RefSeq lists its product as uncharacterized. The record is from RefSeq and is a predicted model, not a curated record. NCBI's taxonomy places the organism in Eukaryota, Heterolobosea, Eutetramitea, Acrasida, Naegleriidae. The coding region runs from base 1 to 1743 and encodes 580 amino acids. Gene Ontology annotation, cellular component: membrane. Gene Ontology annotation, biological process: transmembrane transport. The transcript has 4 exons. Gene Ontology annotation, molecular function: transmembrane transporter activity.
AUGGCGUCUCAAUAUAACGAUGAUAUUGAUGAUGAAAAUUAUGAAAAGAAAUUAGAAAAUGCAUUUAAUAGUGAAAAAUCAUUACUUUUAUCUAAUAGUAAUAAUAAUAUUUCCUAUUAUGAUAAUAAUGUAAAUUCUAUUAAUAAUAAUUAUAAUGAAAUUCCAAUUUUAGUUGAAAAGAAAAGAUUUUCAAAUUUUACAAAAAUAUUUCAAUCAGAAUCAAUGAAGAGAGUUAGAAGAUGGAUAGCAUUUAUUGUUGGUUGUUUUAUAAUGACUGCAAGUGGUACUCCUUAUUCAUUUUCAUCUAUUAGUCCUUCUCUAAAAAAAACAUUUUUAUUAUCACAAAGUGAAGGAACAUCAGCCAAUUUAGGAUCUAAUUUUAGUUUUAUAUUUUCAUUUGUAAAUGAUAUAUUUGGAUCUAGAAUUAGUAGUUUAUUAGCAGGAGCAUGUUUAUUUUUUUCAUAUUUUUCCAUGUCCUUAAUUGUAACUGGUAAUUUACCAUUUAUAGAUCCAUAUAUAGCAUUUUGUUUUUUAAUGUUUUUAAUGGGAAGUGCAUGUGGAGGUGGUUUUAUAUCUUCAAUUUCUACUUCAAUGAAGAAUUUUCCAGAAAGAAAUAGAGGUCUAGUUAUUGGAGUAUUAUCAUCUUGUUAUGGUAUUAGUAGUGCAAUAUAUUCAGGUGCAUAUUUAUAUAUAUUUCAACAAGAUUUAGAAAUUUAUUUAAUAUUUUGUGCUGUAUUAGGAGGUGUUGUAGUAAUGAUAAUGGGUCCUAUAUUUUUAGAUAGUAAGGCUAAUUCACUUACUAUAAAUAGUAAUAAUAAUAAGAAUAAUCAAAAUGAUAAUAAUAAUCAAAUUGAAAAUGAAAAUGAAUCAUCUAAUGUAGAUAACGUAGAUAAUUUACAUGAUGUUGAUGAUAAUGUAAAUAAUAAUUUAAAAGAAAAUAAUUUAAAAGAAAAUGAAACUUUAAAAGAAAGAAUUACCAAAAUAGAAUUAAAAUUAAAAGAAAAUGAAGCACCAAAUGUCAAUCCAUUUAAAAUGUUAAUUUCAUUAGAUUUUUAUUUAUCAUUUUUAAUAACAUUUUUAUUUGCCGGAUCAGGAAUUGUAAUAAUUAACAAUUUAGGAUCAAUAGUCCAAUCUUAUGGUGGUAAAAAUGGAGAACAAAAUAAUAUGGUAAUUGUAUUUAGUUGUUGUAAUUGUAUUGGUAGAAUUUUAUUUGGAUUUGUGAGUGAUAAAUUAUUUAAUCCAUUAAAAAAUUUAACAAGAAUUACAUUUAUAGGAAUUACUAUAUUAAUGAUGAUGAUUGGUCAAUUUAUAUUUUCAUUUUUACCAUUACCAGGUUUUUAUCCAUUAAUUAUUUUUGUAGGAUUGAGUUAUGGUGGAUUUAUGGCAUUGAAUCCAAGUUUUAUAAGUGAAAGAUUUGGCGCCAAAUAUUACGGUUUAAAUUCUACAAUUCAUUCAUUAUCAUCUUCAUGUGGAUCGUAUGCAUUUUCAACUGGUUUAGCUGGUCAUUUGUAUCAAUUAAAUAUUAAGGAACCUAGAAUGUUAACAUGUCAUGGUAGAGAAUGUUAUGAAUUGACUUUUAUUAUUCUAUCCGUAUUGAAUGGUUUAGCCUUUUUAUUAACUUUGAUUUUACAUUGGAGAACAUUGAAUUUGUAUCACUUGUUGAAAUUUAGAAGACACUUGUUGGAAAAAUUAAAUUUAUUACAACAAGAAGAAAAACAAUUGGAAUCAACAAUAAUAAAUUAA